Messenger RNA from Closterium sp. Naga37s-1, 21915 nucleotides. NCBI's taxonomy places the organism in Eukaryota, Viridiplantae, Streptophyta, Zygnematophyceae, Desmidiales, Closteriaceae. The record is from the annotation of a GenBank genome assembly.
AUGGGCAAGAAGAAAGGAACCAACGCCGCUGAGCAAGUCGGGGUCACAGAGGCCAAGGCAGCACCACCUGUCAAGCUGAUCGAAAUCGCAGCCAACUUAACAGAUGGGAUGUUCCAAGGCUGCUACCAUGGCAAACAGGCGCAUCCGCCGGACCUGCAGGCAGUCCUCUCCCGAGCCUGGGAGGCUGGUGUGGAGAAGAUAAUUGUCACUGGAGGCAGCUUAGAGGAGAGCAGAGCAGCGCUUGCUCUGGCAGAAACAGAUGACCGCCUCUACUGCACCAUUGGCGUCCACCCUACCCGUUGCUCUGAAUUUGACGCAAGUGGCGAUCCGCAGCAGCACCUGCAAUCGCUGCUGAAGCUGGCAGAAGAAGGGAAGGCCAAGGGCAAGGUGGUGGCGGUGGGCGAGUGCGGGUUGGACUAUGACCGCCUUGUGUUCUGCCCCAAGGAGGUGCAGCAGAGGUACUUUGAGCUCCAGUUCGACCUCGCCCAAGCCACCCAGCUGCCCAUGUUCCUGCACAUGCGCGCUGCUGCUGACGAUUUCCUGGAGAUUGUGAAGAGGAACGAGAGCAGGUUCGUGGGCGGAGUGGUGCAUUCGUUCACAGGCACGUGCGGCGAGAGGGACGCCCUUCUAGCAGUGCCCAAGCUGUCCAUUGGAAUCAAUGGGUGUUCACUGAAGACAGAGGACAAUCUUAAAGCCAUGGCGGGAAUACCUCCCAAUCGUCUCAUGCUUGAAACGGACUCUCCUUACUGCGAUGUGCGGCCGACACACGCCGGCCACCGAUUCGUGGGGAGCAAAUGGGCGGCAAAGAAGAAAGAGGCACAUUCGGAGGAUGCGAUGGUGAAGGGGAGAAACGAGCCGUGUGCCAUCAGUUGUGGCAUGGGGCAUGGUAUGGGGUAUGAGGUACUCGCAGCAAACCCGCACCUGCCAUCUCCUCACUGCCCUCCUCACCUGAAUCUUCUGCCCCAGGUACUCCAGCCGAUCGUAGCAGAAGCAGGGGUGCUCCCCUGUACAGGGAGGGGUGCAGGAAGCACAGCUGGAGGGGGGUGGACGGGAGGGGAGGGGGGAGUGGGGGGUUGGUUUGGGGGAGGAAGAUGGGGGGGAGUGGGGGGUUGGUUUGCUUCUACGCCCAUCCCUGCCUCUGCUGGUCGCGGCCAUGCCAGGGCUCUCAGUGCCGCCUCAAGGGACCGGUGCAUCCAAUCUGUGUCAUCCAUGCCUCAUCCUCACCUGCAGUGCCAUCACCAUAUCUUCAUUCCUCCUCUGUUUUGCUUCUACGCCCAUCCCUGCCUCUGCUGGUCGCGGCCAUGCCAGGGCUCUCAGUGCCGCCUCAAGGGACCGGUGCAUCCAAUCUGUGUCAUCCAUGCCUCAUCCUCACCUGCAGUGCCAUCACCAUAUCUUCAUUCCUCCUCUGUUUUGCUUCUACGCCCAUCCCUGCCUCUGCUGGUCGCGGCCAUGCCAGGGCUCUCAGUGCCGCCUCAAGGGACCGGUGCAUCCAAUCUGUGUCAUCCAUGCCUCAUCCUCACCUGCAGUGCCAUCACCAUAUCUUCAUUCCUCCUCUGUUUUGCUUCUACGCCCAUCCCUGCCUCUGCUGGUCGCGGCCAUGCCAGGGCUCUCAGUGCCGCCUCAAGGGACCGGUGCAUCCAAUCUGUGUCAUCCAUGCCUCAUCCUCACCUGCAGUGCCAUCACCAUAUCUUCAUUCCUCCUCUGUUUUGCUUCUACGCCCAUCCCUGCCUCUGCUGGUCGCGGCCAUGCCAGGGCUCUCAGUGCCGCCUCAAGGGACCGGUGCAUCCAAUCUGUGUCAUCCAUGCCUCAUCCUCACCUGCAGUGCCAUCACCAUAUCUUCAUUCCUCCUCUGUUUUGCUUCUACGCCCAUCCCUGCCUCUGCUGGUCGCGGCCAUGCCAGGGCUCUCAGUGCCGCCUCAAGGGACCGGUGCAUCCAAUCUGUGUCAUCCAUGCCUCAUCCUCACCUGCAGUGCCAUCACCAUAUCUUCAUUCCUCCUCUGUUUUGCUUCUACGCCCAUCCCUGCCUCUGCUGGUCGCGGCCAUGCCAGGGCUCUCAGUGCCGCCUCAAGGGACCGGUGCAUCCAAUCUGUGUCAUCCAUGCCUCAUCCUCACCUGCAGUGCCAUCACCAUAUCUUCAUUCCUCCUCUGUUUUGCUUCUACGCCCAUCCCUGCCUCUGCUGGUCGCGGCCAUGCCAGGGCUCUCAGUGCCGCCUCAAGGGACCGGUGCAUCCAAUCUGUGUCAUCCAUGCCUCAUCCUCACCUGCAGUGCCAUCACCAUAUCUUCAUUCCUCCUCUGUUUUGCUUCUACGCCCAUCCCUGCCUCUGCUGGUCGCGGCCAUGCCAGGGCUCUCAGUGCCGCCUCAAGGGACCGGUGCAUCCAAUCUGUGUCAUCCAUGCCUCAUCCUCACCUGCAGUGCCAUCACCAUAUCUUCAUUCCUCCUCUGUUUUGCUUCUACGCCCAUCCCUGCCUCUGCUGGUCGCGGCCAUGCCAGGGCUCUCAGUGCCGCCUCAAGGGACCGGUGCAUCCAAUCUGUGUCAUCCAUGCCUCAUCCUCACCUGCAGUGCCAUCACCAUAUCUUCAUUCCUCCUCUGUUUUGCUUCUACGCCCAUCCCUGCCUCUGCUGGUCGCGGCCAUGCCAGGGCUCUCAGUGCCGCCUCAAGGGACCGGUGCAUCCAAUCUGUGUCAUCCAUGCCUCAUCCUCACCUGCAGUGCCAUCACCAUAUCUUCAUUCCUCCUCUGUUUUGCUUCUACGCCCAUCCCUGCCUCUGCUGGUCGCGGCCAUGCCAGGGCUCUCAGUGCCGCCUCAAGGGACCGGUGCAUCCAAUCUGUGUCAUCCAUGCCUCAUCCUCACCUGCAGUGCCAUCACCAUAUCUUCAUUCCUCCUCUGUUUUGCUUCUACGCCCAUCCCUGCCUCUGCUGGUCGCGGCCAUGCCAGGGCUCUCAGUGCCGCCUCAAGGGACCGGUGCAUCCAAUCUGUGUCAUCCAUGCCUCAUCCUCACCUGCAGUGCCAUCACCAUAUCUUCAUUCCUCCUCUGUUUUGCUUCUACGCCCAUCCCUGCCUCUGCUGGUCGCGGCCAUGCCAGGGCUCUCAGUGCCGCCUCAAGGGACCGGUGCAUCCAAUCUGUGUCAUCCAUGCCUCAUCCUCACCUGCAGUGCCAUCACCAUAUCUUCAUUCCUCCUCUGUUUUGCUUCUACGCCCAUCCCUGCCUCUGCUGGUCGCGGCCAUGCCAGGGCUCUCAGUGCCGCCUCAAGGGACCGGUGCAUCCAAUCUGUGUCAUCCAUGCCUCAUCCUCACCUGCAGUGCCAUCACCAUAUCUUCAUUCCUCCUCUGUUUUGCUUCUACGCCCAUCCCUGCCUCUGCUGGUCGCGGCCAUGCCAGGGCUCUCAGUGCCGCCUCAAGGGACCGGUGCAUCCAAUCUGUGUCAUCCAUGCCUCAUCCUCACCUGCAGUGCCAUCACCAUAUCUUCAUUCCUCCUCUGUUUUGCUUCUACGCCCAUCCCUGCCUCUGCUGGUCGCGGCCAUGCCAGGGCUCUCAGUGCCGCCUCAAGGGACCGGUGCAUCCAAUCUGUGUCAUCCAUGCCUCAUCCUCACCUGCAGUGCCAUCACCAUAUCUUCAUUCCUCCUCUGUUUUGCUUCUACGCCCAUCCCUGCCUCUGCUGGUCGCGGCCAUGCCAGGGCUCUCAGUGCCGCCUCAAGGGACCGGUGCAUCCAAUCUGUGUCAUCCAUGCCUCAUCCUCACCUGCAGUGCCAUCACCAUAUCUUCAUUCCUCCUCUGUUUUGCUUCUACGCCCAUCCCUGCCUCUGCUGGUCGCGGCCAUGCCAGGGCUCUCAGUGCCGCCUCAAGGGACCGGUGCAUCCAAUCUGUGUCAUCCAUGCCUCAUCCUCACCUGCAGUGCCAUCACCAUAUCUUCAUUCCUCCUCUGUUUUGCUUCUACGCCCAUCCCUGCCUCUGCUGGUCGCGGCCAUGCCAGGGCUCUCAGUGCCGCCUCAAGGGACCGGUGCAUCCAAUCUGUGUCAUCCAUGCCUCAUCCUCACCUGCAGUGCCAUCACCAUAUCUUCAUUCCUCCUCUGUUUUGCUUCUACGCCCAUCCCUGCCUCUGCUGGUCGCGGCCAUGCCAGGGCUCUCAGUGCCGCCUCAAGGGACCGGUGCAUCCAAUCUGUGUCAUCCAUGCCUCAUCCUCACCUGCAGUGCCAUCACCAUAUCUUCAUUCCUCCUCUGUUUUGCUUCUACGCCCAUCCCUGCCUCUGCUGGUCGCGGCCAUGCCAGGGCUCUCAGUGCCGCCUCAAGGGACCGGUGCAUCCAAUCUGUGUCAUCCAUGCCUCAUCCUCACCUGCAGUGCCAUCACCAUAUCUUCAUUCCUCCUCUGUUUUGCUUCUACGCCCAUCCCUGCCUCUGCUGGUCGCGGCCAUGCCAGGGCUCUCAGUGCCGCCUCAAGGGACCGGUGCAUCCAAUCUGUGUCAUCCAUGCCUCAUCCUCACCUGCAGUGCCAUCACCAUAUCUUCAUUCCUCCUCUGUUUUGCUUCUACGCCCAUCCCUGCCUCUGCUGGUCGCGGCCAUGCCAGGGCUCUCAGUGCCGCCUCAAGGGACCGGUGCAUCCAAUCUGUGUCAUCCAUGCCUCAUCCUCACCUGCAGUGCCAUCACCAUAUCUUCAUUCCUCCUCUGUUUUGCUUCUACGCCCAUCCCUGCCUCUGCUGGUCGCGGCCAUGCCAGGGCUCUCAGUGCCGCCUCAAGGGACCGGUGCAUCCAAUCUGUGUCAUCCAUGCCUCAUCCUCACCUGCAGUGCCAUCACCAUAUCUUCAUUCCUCCUCUGUUUUGCUUCUACGCCCAUCCCUGCCUCUGCUGGUCGCGGCCAUGCCAGGGCUCUCAGUGCCGCCUCAAGGGACCGGUGCAUCCAAUCUGUGUCAUCCAUGCCUCAUCCUCACCUGCAGUGCCAUCACCAUAUCUUCAUUCCUCCUCUGUUUUGCUUCUACGCCCAUCCCUGCCUCUGCUGGUCGCGGCCAUGCCAGGGCUCUCAGUGCCGCCUCAAGGGACCGGUGCAUCCAAUCUGUGUCAUCCAUGCCUCAUCCUCACCUGCAGUGCCAUCACCAUAUCUUCAUUCCUCCUCUGUUUUGCUUCUACGCCCAUCCCUGCCUCUGCUGGUCGCGGCCAUGCCAGGGCUCUCAGUGCCGCCUCAAGGGACCGGUGCAUCCAAUCUGUGUCAUCCAUGCCUCAUCCUCACCUGCAGUGCCAUCACCAUAUCUUCAUUCCUCCUCUGUUUUGCUUCUACGCCCAUCCCUGCCUCUGCUGGUCGCGGCCAUGCCAGGGCUCUCAGUGCCGCCUCAAGGGACCGGUGCAUCCAAUCUGUGUCAUCCAUGCCUCAUCCUCACCUGCAGUGCCAUCACCAUAUCUUCAUUCCUCCUCUGUUUUGCUUCUACGCCCAUCCCUGCCUCUGCUGGUCGCGGCCAUGCCAGGGCUCUCAGUGCCGCCUCAAGGGACCGGUGCAUCCAAUCUGUGUCAUCCAUGCCUCAUCCUCACCUGCAGUGCCAUCACCAUAUCUUCAUUCCUCCUCUGUUUUGCUUCUACGCCCAUCCCUGCCUCUGCUGGUCGCGGCCAUGCCAGGGCUCUCAGUGCCGCCUCAAGGGACCGGUGCAUCCAAUCUGUGUCAUCCAUGCCUCAUCCUCACCUGCAGUGCCAUCACCAUAUCUUCAUUCCUCCUCUGUUUUGCUUCUACGCCCAUCCCUGCCUCUGCUGGUCGCGGCCAUGCCAGGGCUCUCAGUGCCGCCUCAAGGGACCGGUGCAUCCAAUCUGUGUCAUCCAUGCCUCAUCCUCACCUGCAGUGCCAUCACCAUAUCUUCAUUCCUCCUCUGUUUUGCUUCUACGCCCAUCCCUGCCUCUGCUGGUCGCGGCCAUGCCAGGGCUCUCAGUGCCGCCUCAAGGGACCGGUGCAUCCAAUCUGUGUCAUCCAUGCCUCAUCCUCACCUGCAGUGCCAUCACCAUAUCUUCAUUCCUCCUCUGUUUUGCUUCUACGCCCAUCCCUGCCUCUGCUGGUCGCGGCCAUGCCAGGGCUCUCAGUGCCGCCUCAAGGGACCGGUGCAUCCAAUCUGUGUCAUCCAUGCCUCAUCCUCACCUGCAGUGCCAUCACCAUAUCUUCAUUCCUCCUCUGUUUUGCUUCUACGCCCAUCCCUGCCUCUGCUGGUCGCGGCCAUGCCAGGGCUCUCAGUGCCGCCUCAAGGGACCGGUGCAUCCAAUCUGUGUCAUCCAUGCCUCAUCCUCACCUGCAGUGCCAUCACCAUAUCUUCAUUCCUCCUCUGUUUUGCUUCUACGCCCAUCCCUGCCUCUGCUGGUCGCGGCCAUGCCAGGGCUCUCAGUGCCGCCUCAAGGGACCGGUGCAUCCAAUCUGUGUCAUCCAUGCCUCAUCCUCACCUGCAGUGCCAUCACCAUAUCUUCAUUCCUCCUCUGUUUUGCUUCUACGCCCAUCCCUGCCUCUGCUGGUCGCGGCCAUGCCAGGGCUCUCAGUGCCGCCUCAAGGGACCGGUGCAUCCAAUCUGUGUCAUCCAUGCCUCAUCCUCACCUGCAGUGCCAUCACCAUAUCUUCAUUCCUCCUCUGUUUUGCUUCUACGCCCAUCCCUGCCUCUGCUGGUCGCGGCCAUGCCAGGGCUCUCAGUGCCGCCUCAAGGGACCGGUGCAUCCAAUCUGUGUCAUCCAUGCCUCAUCCUCACCUGCAGUGCCAUCACCAUAUCUUCAUUCCUCCUCUGUUUUGCUUCUACGCCCAUCCCUGCCUCUGCUGGUCGCGGCCAUGCCAGGGCUCUCAGUGCCGCCUCAAGGGACCGGUGCAUCCAAUCUGUGUCAUCCAUGCCUCAUCCUCACCUGCAGUGCCAUCACCAUAUCUUCAUUCCUCCUCUGUUUUGCUUCUACGCCCAUCCCUGCCUCUGCUGGUCGCGGCCAUGCCAGGGCUCUCAGUGCCGCCUCAAGGGACCGGUGCAUCCAAUCUGGCUCUCAGUGCCGCCUCAAGGGACCGGUGCAUCCAAUCUGUGUCAUCCAUGCCUCAUCCUCACCUGCAGUGCCAUCACCAUAUCUUCAUUCCUCCUCUGUUUUGCUUCUACGCCCAUCCCUGCCUCUGCUGGUCGCGGCCAUGCCAGGGCUCUCAGUGCCGCCUCAAGGGACCGGUGCAUCCAAUCUGUGUCAUCCAUGCCUCAUCCUCACCUGCAGUGCCAUCACCAUAUCUUCAUUCCUCCUCUGUUUUGCUUCUACGCCCAUCCCUGCCUCUGCUGGUCGCGGCCAUGCCAGGGCUCUCAGUGCCGCCUCAAGGGACCGGUGCAUCCAAUCUGUGUCAUCCAUGCCUCAUCCUCACCUGCAGUGCCAUCACCAUAUCUUCAUUCCUCCUCUGUUUUGCUUCUACGCCCAUCCCUGCCUCUGCUGGUCGCGGCCAUGCCAGGGCUCUCAGUGCCGCCUCAAGGGACCGGUGCAUCCAAUCUGUGUCAUCCAUGCCUCAUCCUCACCUGCAGUGCCAUCACCAUAUCUUCAUUCCUCCUCUGUUUUGCUUCUACGCCCAUCCCUGCCUCUGCUGGUCGCGGCCAUGCCAGGGCUCUCAGUGCCGCCUCAAGGGACCGGUGCAUCCAAUCUGUGUCAUCCAUGCCUCAUCCUCACCUGCAGUGCCAUCACCAUAUCUUCAUUCCUCCUCUGUUUUGCUUCUACGCCCAUCCCUGCCUCUGCUGGUCGCGGCCAUGCCAGGGCUCUCAGUGCCGCCUCAAGGGACCGGUGCAUCCAAUCUGUGUCAUCCAUGCCUCAUCCUCACCUGCAGUGCCAUCACCAUAUCUUCAUUCCUCCUCUGUUUUGCUUCUACGCCCAUCCCUGCCUCUGCUGGUCGCGGCCAUGCCAGGGCUCUCAGUGCCGCCUCAAGGGACCGGUGCAUCCAAUCUGUGUCAUCCAUGCCUCAUCCUCACCUGCAGUGCCAUCACCAUAUCUUCAUUCCUCCUCUGUUUUGCUUCUACGCCCAUCCCUGCCUCUGCUGGUCGCGGCCAUGCCAGGGCUCUCAGUGCCGCCUCAAGGGACCGGUGCAUCCAAUCUGUGUCAUCCAUGCCUCAUCCUCACCUGCAGUGCCAUCACCAUAUCUUCAUUCCUCCUCUGUUUUGCUUCUACGCCCAUCCCUGCCUCUGCUGGUCGCGGCCAUGCCAGGGCUCUCAGUGCCGCCUCAAGGGACCGGUGCAUCCAAUCUGUGUCAUCCAUGCCUCAUCCUCACCUGCAGUGCCAUCACCAUAUCUUCAUUCCUCCUCUGUUUUGCUUCUACGCCCAUCCCUGCCUCUGCUGGUCGCGGCCAUGCCAGGGCUCUCAGUGCCGCCUCAAGGGACCGGUGCAUCCAAUCUGUGUCAUCCAUGCCUCAUCCUCACCUGCAGUGCCAUCACCAUAUCUUCAUUCCUCCUCUGUUUUGCUUCUACGCCCAUCCCUGCCUCUGCUGGUCGCGGCCAUGCCAGGGCUCUCAGUGCCGCCUCAAGGGACCGGUGCAUCCAAUCUGUGUCAUCCAUGCCUCAUCCUCACCUGCAGUGCCAUCACCAUAUCUUCAUUCCUCCUCUGUUUUGCUUCUACGCCCAUCCCUGCCUCUGCUGGUCGCGGCCAUGCCAGGGCUCUCAGUGCCGCCUCAAGGGACCGGUGCAUCCAAUCUGUGUCAUCCAUGCCUCAUCCUCACCUGCAGUGCCAUCACCAUAUCUUCAUUCCUCCUCUGUUUUGCUUCUACGCCCAUCCCUGCCUCUGCUGGUCGCGGCCAUGCCAGGGCUCUCAGUGCCGCCUCAAGGGACCGGUGCAUCCAAUCUGUGUCAUCCAUGCCUCAUCCUCACCUGCAGUGCCAUCACCAUAUCUUCAUUCCUCCUCUGUUUUGCUUCUACGCCCAUCCCUGCCUCUGCUGGUCGCGGCCAUGCCAGGGCUCUCAGUGCCGCCUCAAGGGACCGGUGCAUCCAAUCUGUGUCAUCCAUGCCUCAUCCUCACCUGCAGUGCCAUCACCAUAUCUUCAUUCCUCCUCUGUUUUGCUUCUACGCCCAUCCCUGCCUCUGCUGGUCGCGGCCAUGCCAGGGCUCUCAGUGCCGCCUCAAGGGACCGGUGCAUCCAAUCUGUGUCAUCCAUGCCUCAUCCUCACCUGCAGUGCCAUCACCAUAUCUUCAUUCCUCCUCUGUUUUGCUUCUACGCCCAUCCCUGCCUCUGCUGGUCGCGGCCAUGCCAGGGCUCUCAGUGCCGCCUCAAGGGACCGGUGCAUCCAAUCUGUGUCAUCCAUGCCUCAUCCUCACCUGCAGUGCCAUCACCAUAUCUUCAUUCCUCCUCUGUUUUGCUUCUACGCCCAUCCCUGCCUCUGCUGGUCGCGGCCAUGCCAGGGCUCUCAGUGCCGCCUCAAGGGACCGGUGCAUCCAAUCUGUGUCAUCCAUGCCUCAUCCUCACCUGCAGUGCCAUCACCAUAUCUUCAUUCCUCCUCUGUUUUGCUUCUACGCCCAUCCCUGCCUCUGCUGGUCGCGGCCAUGCCAGGGCUCUCAGUGCCGCCUCAAGGGACCGGUGCAUCCAAUCUGUGUCAUCCAUGCCUCAUCCUCACCUGCAGUGCCAUCACCAUAUCUUCAUUCCUCCUCUGUUUUGCUUCUACGCCCAUCCCUGCCUCUGCUGGUCGCGGCCAUGCCAGGGCUCUCAGUGCCGCCUCAAGGGACCGGUGCAUCCAAUCUGUGUCAUCCAUGCCUCAUCCUCACCUGCAGUGCCAUCACCAUAUCUUCAUUCCUCCUCUGUUUUGCUUCUACGCCCAUCCCUGCCUCUGCUGGUCGCGGCCAUGCCAGGGCUCUCAGUGCCGCCUCAAGGGACCGGUGCAUCCAAUCUGUGUCAUCCAUGCCUCAUCCUCACCUGCAGUGCCAUCACCAUAUCUUCAUUCCUCCUCUGUUUUGCUUCUACGCCCAUCCCUGCCUCUGCUGGUCGCGGCCAUGCCAGGGCUCUCAGUGCCGCCUCAAGGGACCGGUGCAUCCAAUCUGUGUCAUCCAUGCCUCAUCCUCACCUGCAGUGCCAUCACCAUAUCUUCAUUCCUCCUCUGUUUUGCUUCUACGCCCAUCCCUGCCUCUGCUGGUCGCGGCCAUGCCAGGGCUCUCAGUGCCGCCUCAAGGGACCGGUGCAUCCAAUCUGUGUCAUCCAUGCCUCAUCCUCACCUGCAGUGCCAUCACCAUAUCUUCAUUCCUCCUCUGUUUUGCUUCUACGCCCAUCCCUGCCUCUGCUGGUCGCGGCCAUGCCAGGGCUCUCAGUGCCGCCUCAAGGGACCGGUGCAUCCAAUCUGUGUCAUCCAUGCCUCAUCCUCACCUGCAGUGCCAUCACCAUAUCUUCAUUCCUCCUCUGUUUUGCUUCUACGCCCAUCCCUGCCUCUGCUGGUCGCGGCCAUGCCAGGGCUCUCAGUGCCGCCUCAAGGGACCGGUGCAUCCAAUCUGUGUCAUCCAUGCCUCAUCCUCACCUGCAGUGCCAUCACCAUAUCUUCAUUCCUCCUCUGUUUUGCUUCUACGCCCAUCCCUGCCUCUGCUGGUCGCGGCCAUGCCAGGGCUCUCAGUGCCGCCUCAAGGGACCGGUGCAUCCAAUCUGUGUCAUCCAUGCCUCAUCCUCACCUGCAGUGCCAUCACCAUAUCUUCAUUCCUCCUCUGUUUUGCUUCUACGCCCAUCCCUGCCUCUGCUGGUCGCGGCCAUGCCAGGGCUCUCAGUGCCGCCUCAAGGGACCGGUGCAUCCAAUCUGUGUCAUCCAUGCCUCAUCCUCACCUGCAGUGCCAUCACCAUAUCUUCAUUCCUCCUCUGUUUUGCUUCUACGCCCAUCCCUGCCUCUGCUGGUCGCGGCCAUGCCAGGGCUCUCAGUGCCGCCUCAAGGGACCGGUGCAUCCAAUCUGUGUCAUCCAUGCCUCAUCCUCACCUGCAGUGCCAUCACCAUAUCUUCAUUCCUCCUCUGUUUUGCUUCUACGCCCAUCCCUGCCUCUGCUGGUCGCGGCCAUGCCAGGGCUCUCAGUGCCGCCUCAAGGGACCGGUGCAUCCAAUCUGUGUCAUCCAUGCCUCAUCCUCACCUGCAGUGCCAUCACCAUAUCUUCAUUCCUCCUCUGUUUUGCUUCUACGCCCAUCCCUGCCUCUGCUGGUCGCGGCCAUGCCAGGGCUCUCAGUGCCGCCUCAAGGGACCGGUGCAUCCAAUCUGUGUCAUCCAUGCCUCAUCCUCACCUGCAGUGCCAUCACCAUAUCUUCAUUCCUCCUCUGUUUUGCUUCUACGCCCAUCCCUGCCUCUGCUGGUCGCGGCCAUGCCAGGGCUCUCAGUGCCGCCUCAAGGGACCGGUGCAUCCAAUCUGUGUCAUCCAUGCCUCAUCCUCACCUGCAGUGCCAUCACCAUAUCUUCAUUCCUCCUCUGUUUUGCUUCUACGCCCAUCCCUGCCUCUGCUGGUCGCGGCCAUGCCAGGGCUCUCAGUGCCGCCUCAAGGGACCGGUGCAUCCAAUCUGUGUCAUCCAUGCCUCAUCCUCACCUGCAGUGCCAUCACCAUAUCUUCAUUCCUCCUCUGUUUUGCUUCUACGCCCAUCCCUGCCUCUGCUGGUCGCGGCCAUGCCAGGGCUCUCAGUGCCGCCUCAAGGGACCGGUGCAUCCAAUCUGUGUCAUCCAUGCCUCAUCCUCACCUGCAGUGCCAUCACCAUAUCUUCAUUCCUCCUCUGUUUUGCUUCUACGCCCAUCCCUGCCUCUGCUGGUCGCGGCCAUGCCAGGGCUCUCAGUGCCGCCUCAAGGGACCGGUGCAUCCAAUCUGUGUCAUCCAUGCCUCAUCCUCACCUGCAGUGCCAUCACCAUAUCUUCAUUCCUCCUCUGUUUUGCUUCUACGCCCAUCCCUGCCUCUGCUGGUCGCGGCCAUGCCAGGGCUCUCAGUGCCGCCUCAAGGGACCGGUGCAUCCAAUCUGUGUCAUCCAUGCCUCAUCCUCACCUGCAGUGCCAUCACCAUAUCUUCAUUCCUCCUCUGUUUUGCUUCUACGCCCAUCCCUGCCUCUGCUGGUCGCGGCCAUGCCAGGGCUCUCAGUGCCGCCUCAAGGGACCGGUGCAUCCAAUCUGUGUCAUCCAUGCCUCAUCCUCACCUGCAGUGCCAUCACCAUAUCUUCAUUCCUCCUCUGUUUUGCUUCUACGCCCAUCCCUGCCUCUGCUGGUCGCGGCCAUGCCAGGGCUCUCAGUGCCGCCUCAAGGGACCGGUGCAUCCAAUCUGUGUCAUCCAUGCCUCAUCCUCACCUGCAGUGCCAUCACCAUAUCUUCAUUCCUCCUCUGUUUUGCUUCUACGCCCAUCCCUGCCUCUGCUGGUCGCGGCCAUGCCAGGGCUCUCAGUGCCGCCUCAAGGGACCGGUGCAUCCAAUCUGUGUCAUCCAUGCCUCAUCCUCACCUGCAGUGCCAUCACCAUAUCUUCAUUCCUCCUCUGUUUUGCUUCUACGCCCAUCCCUGCCUCUGCUGGUCGCGGCCAUGCCAGGGCUCUCAGUGCCGCCUCAAGGGACCGGUGCAUCCAAUCUGUGUCAUCCAUGCCUCAUCCUCACCUGCAGUGCCAUCACCAUAUCUUCAUUCCUCCUCUGUUUUGCUUCUACGCCCAUCCCUGCCUCUGCUGGUCGCGGCCAUGCCAGGGCUCUCAGUGCCGCCUCAAGGGACCGGUGCAUCCAAUCUGUGUCAUCCAUGCCUCAUCCUCACCUGCAGUGCCAUCACCAUAUCUUCAUUCCUCCUCUGUUUUGCUUCUACGCCCAUCCCUGCCUCUGCUGGUCGCGGCCAUGCCAGGGCUCUCAGUGCCGCCUCAAGGGACCGGUGCAUCCAAUCUGUGUCAUCCAUGCCUCAUCCUCACCUGCAGUGCCAUCACCAUAUCUUCAUUCCUCCUCUGUUUUGCUUCUACGCCCAUCCCUGCCUCUGCUGGUCGCGGCCAUGCCAGGGCUCUCAGUGCCGCCUCAAGGGACCGGUGCAUCCAAUCUGUGUCAUCCAUGCCUCAUCCUCACCUGCAGUGCCAUCACCAUAUCUUCAUUCCUCCUCUGUUUUGCUUCUACGCCCAUCCCUGCCUCUGCUGGUCGCGGCCAUGCCAGGGCUCUCAGUGCCGCCUCAAGGGACCGGUGCAUCCAAUCUGUGUCAUCCAUGCCUCAUCCUCACCUGCAGUGCCAUCACCAUAUCUUCAUUCCUCCUCUGUUUUGCUUCUACGCCCAUCCCUGCCUCUGCUGGUCGCGGCCAUGCCAGGGCUCUCAGUGCCGCCUCAAGGGACCGGUGCAUCCAAUCUGUGUCAUCCAUGCCUCAUCCUCACCUGCAGUGCCAUCACCAUAUCUUCAUUCCUCCUCUGUUUUGCUUCUACGCCCAUCCCUGCCUCUGCUGGUCGCGGCCAUGCCAGGGCUCUCAGUGCCGCCUCAAGGGACCGGUGCAUCCAAUCUGUGUCAUCCAUGCCUCAUCCUCACCUGCAGUGCCAUCACCAUAUCUUCAUUCCUCCUCUGUUUUGCUUCUACGCCCAUCCCUGCCUCUGCUGGUCGCGGCCAUGCCAGGGCUCUCAGUGCCGCCUCAAGGGACCGGUGCAUCCAAUCUGUGUCAUCCAUGCCUCAUCCUCACCUGCAGUGCCAUCACCAUAUCUUCAUUCCUCCUCUGUUUUGCUUCUACGCCCAUCCCUGCCUCUGCUGGUCGCGGCCAUGCCAGGGCUCUCAGUGCCGCCUCAAGGGACCGGUGCAUCCAAUCUGUGUCAUCCAUGCCUCAUCCUCACCUGCAGUGCCAUCACCAUAUCUUCAUUCCUCCUCUGUUUUGCUUCUACGCCCAUCCCUGCCUCUGCUGGUCGCGGCCAUGCCAGGGCUCUCAGUGCCGCCUCAAGGGACCGGUGCAUCCAAUCUGUGUCAUCCAUGCCUCAUCCUCACCUGCAGUGCCAUCACCAUAUCUUCAUUCCUCCUCUGUUUUGCUUCUACGCCCAUCCCUGCCUCUGCUGGUCGCGGCCAUGCCAGGGCUCUCAGUGCCGCCUCAAGGGACCGGUGCAUCCAAUCUGUGUCAUCCAUGCCUCAUCCUCACCUGCAGUGCCAUCACCAUAUCUUCAUUCCUCCUCUGUUUUGCUUCUACGCCCAUCCCUGCCUCUGCUGGUCGCGGCCAUGCCAGGGCUCUCAGUGCCGCCUCAAGGGACCGGUGCAUCCAAUCUGUGUCAUCCAUGCCUCAUCCUCACCUGCAGUGCCAUCACCAUAUCUUCAUUCCUCCUCUGUUUUGCUUCUACGCCCAUCCCUGCCUCUGCUGGUCGCGGCCAUGCCAGGGCUCUCAGUGCCGCCUCAAGGGACCGGUGCAUCCAAUCUGUGUCAUCCAUGCCUCAUCCUCACCUGCAGUGCCAUCACCAUAUCUUCAUUCCUCCUCUGUUUUGCUUCUACGCCCAUCCCUGCCUCUGCUGGUCGCGGCCAUGCCAGGGCUCUCAGUGCCGCCUCAAGGGACCGGUGCAUCCAAUCUGUGUCAUCCAUGCCUCAUCCUCACCUGCAGUGCCAUCACCAUAUCUUCAUUCCUCCUCUGUUUUGCUUCUACGCCCAUCCCUGCCUCUGCUGGUCGCGGCCAUGCCAGGGCUCUCAGUGCCGCCUCAAGGGACCGGUGCAUCCAAUCUGUGUCAUCCAUGCCUCAUCCUCACCUGCAGUGCCAUCACCAUAUCUUCAUUCCUCCUCUGUUUUGCUUCUACGCCCAUCCCUGCCUCUGCUGGUCGCGGCCAUGCCAGGGCUCUCAGUGCCGCCUCAAGGGACCGGUGCAUCCAAUCUGUGUCAUCCAUGCCUCAUCCUCACCUGCAGUGCCAUCACCAUAUCUUCAUUCCUCCUCUGUUUUGCUUCUACGCCCAUCCCUGCCUCUGCUGGUCGCGGCCAUGCCAGGGCUCUCAGUGCCGCCUCAAGGGACCGGUGCAUCCAAUCUGUGUCAUCCAUGCCUCAUCCUCACCUGCAGUGCCAUCACCAUAUCUUCAUUCCUCCUCUGUUUUGCUUCUACGCCCAUCCCUGCCUCUGCUGGUCGCGGCCAUGCCAGGGCUCUCAGUGCCGCCUCAAGGGACCGGUGCAUCCAAUCUGUGUCAUCCAUGCCUCAUCCUCACCUGCAGUGCCAUCACCAUAUCUUCAUUCCUCCUCUGUUUUGCUUCUACGCCCAUCCCUGCCUCUGCUGGUCGCGGCCAUGCCAGGGCUCUCAGUGCCGCCUCAAGGGACCGGUGCAUCCAAUCUGUGUCAUCCAUGCCUCAUCCUCACCUGCAGUGCCAUCACCAUAUCUUCAUUCCUCCUCUGUUUUGCUUCUACGCCCAUCCCUGCCUCUGCUGGUCGCGGCCAUGCCAGGGCUCUCAGUGCCGCCUCAAGGGACCGGUGCAUCCAAUCUGUGUCAUCCAUGCCUCAUCCUCACCUGCAGUGCCAUCACCAUAUCUUCAUUCCUCCUCUGUUUUGCUUCUACGCCCAUCCCUGCCUCUGCUGGUCGCGGCCAUGCCAGGGCUCUCAGUGCCGCCUCAAGGGACCGGUGCAUCCAAUCUGUGUCAUCCAUGCCUCAUCCUCACCUGCAGUGCCAUCACCAUAUCUUCAUUCCUCCUCUGUUUUGCUUCUACGCCCAUCCCUGCCUCUGCUGGUCGCGGCCAUGCCAGGGCUCUCAGUGCCGCCUCAAGGGACCGGUGCAUCCAAUCUGUGUCAUCCAUGCCUCAUCCUCACCUGCAGUGCCAUCACCAUAUCUUCAUUCCUCCUCUGUUUUGCUUCUACGCCCAUCCCUGCCUCUGCUGGUCGCGGCCAUGCCAGGGCUCUCAGUGCCGCCUCAAGGGACCGGUGCAUCCAAUCUGUGUCAUCCAUGCCUCAUCCUCACCUGCAGUGCCAUCACCAUAUCUUCAUUCCUCCUCUGUUUUGCUUCUACGCCCAUCCCUGCCUCUGCUGGUCGCGGCCAUGCCAGGGCUCUCAGUGCCGCCUCAAGGGACCGGUGCAUCCAAUCUGUGUCAUCCAUGCCUCAUCCUCACCUGCAGUGCCAUCACCAUAUCUUCAUUCCUCCUCUGUUUUGCUUCUACGCCCAUCCCUGCCUCUGCUGGUCGCGGCCAUGCCAGGGCUCUCAGUGCCGCCUCAAGGGACCGGUGCAUCCAAUCUGUGUCAUCCAUGCCUCAUCCUCACCUGCAGUGCCAUCACCAUAUCUUCAUUCCUCCUCUGUUUUGCUUCUACGCCCAUCCCUGCCUCUGCUGGUCGCGGCCAUGCCAGGGCUCUCAGUGCCGCCUCAAGGGACCGGUGCAUCCAAUCUGUGUCAUCCAUGCCUCAUCCUCACCUGCAGUGCCAUCACCAUAUCUUCAUUCCUCCUCUGUUUUGCUUCUACGCCCAUCCCUGCCUCUGCUGGUCGCGGCCAUGCCAGGGCUCUCAGUGCCGCCUCAAGGGACCGGUGCAUCCAAUCUGUGUCAUCCAUGCCUCAUCCUCACCUGCAGUGCCAUCACCAUAUCUUCAUUCCUCCUCUGUUUUGCUUCUACGCCCAUCCCUGCCUCUGCUGGUCGCGGCCAUGCCAGGGCUCUCAGUGCCGCCUCAAGGGACCGGUGCAUCCAAUCUGUGUCAUCCAUGCCUCAUCCUCACCUGCAGUGCCAUCACCAUAUCUUCAUUCCUCCUCUGUUUUGCUUCUACGCCCAUCCCUGCCUCUGCUGGUCGCGGCCAUGCCAGGGCUCUCAGUGCCGCCUCAAGGGACCGGUGCAUCCAAUCUGUGUCAUCCAUGCCUCAUCCUCACCUGCAGUGCCAUCACCAUAUCUUCAUUCCUCCUCUGUUUUGCUUCUACGCCCAUCCCUGCCUCUGCUGGUCGCGGCCAUGCCAGGGCUCUCAGUGCCGCCUCAAGGGACCGGUGCAUCCAAUCUGUGUCAUCCAUGCCUCAUCCUCACCUGCAGUGCCAUCACCAUAUCUUCAUUCCUCCUCUGUUUUGCUUCUACGCCCAUCCCUGCCUCUGCUGGUCGCGGCCAUGCCAGGGCUCUCAGUGCCGCCUCAAGGGACCGGUGCAUCCAAUCUGUGUCAUCCAUGCCUCAUCCUCACCUGCAGUGCCAUCACCAUAUCUUCAUUCCUCCUCUGUUUUGCUUCUACGCCCAUCCCUGCCUCUGCUGGUCGCGGCCAUGCCAGGGCUCUCAGUGCCGCCUCAAGGGACCGGUGCAUCCAAUCUGUGUCAUCCAUGCCUCAUCCUCACCUGCAGUGCCAUCACCAUAUCUUCAUUCCUCCUCUGUUUUGCUUCUACGCCCAUCCCUGCCUCUGCUGGUCGCGGCCAUGCCAGGGCUCUCAGUGCCGCCUCAAGGGACCGGUGCAUCCAAUCUGUGUCAUCCAUGCCUCAUCCUCACCUGCAGUGCCAUCACCAUAUCUUCAUUCCUCCUCUGUUUUGCUUCUACGCCCAUCCCUGCCUCUGCUGGUCGCGGCCAUGCCAGGGCUCUCAGUGCCGCCUCAAGGGACCGGUGCAUCCAAUCUGUGUCAUCCAUGCCUCAUCCUCACCUGCAGUGCCAUCACCAUAUCUUCAUUCCUCCUCUGUUUUGCUUCUACGCCCAUCCCUGCCUCUGCUGGUCGCGGCCAUGCCAGGGCUCUCAGUGCCGCCUCAAGGGACCGGUGCAUCCAAUCUGUGUCAUCCAUGCCUCAUCCUCACCUGCAGUGCCAUCACCAUAUCUUCAUUCCUCCUCUGUUUUGCUUCUACGCCCAUCCCUGCCUCUGCUGGUCGCGGCCAUGCCAGGGCUCUCAGUGCCGCCUCAAGGGACCGGUGCAUCCAAUCUGUGUCAUCCAUGCCUCAUCCUCACCUGCAGUGCCAUCACCAUAUCUUCAUUCCUCCUCUGUUUUGCUUCUACGCCCAUCCCUGCCUCUGCUGGUCGCGGCCAUGCCAGGGCUCUCAGUGCCGCCUCAAGGGACCGGUGCAUCCAAUCUGUGUCAUCCAUGCCUCAUCCUCACCUGCAGUGCCAUCACCAUAUCUUCAUUCCUCCUCUGUUUUGCUUCUACGCCCAUCCCUGCCUCUGCUGGUCGCGGCCAUGCCAGGGCUCUCAGUGCCGCCUCAAGGGACCGGUGCAUCCAAUCUGUGUCAUCCAUGCCUCAUCCUCACCUGCAGUGCCAUCACCAUAUCUUCAUUCCUCCUCUGUUUUGCUUCUACGCCCAUCCCUGCCUCUGCUGGUCGCGGCCAUGCCAGGGCUCUCAGUGCCGCCUCAAGGGACCGGUGCAUCCAAUCUGUGUCAUCCAUGCCUCAUCCUCACCUGCAGUGCCAUCACCAUAUCUUCAUUCCUCCUCUGUUUUGCUUCUACGCCCAUCCCUGCCUCUGCUGGUCGCGGCCAUGCCAGGGCUCUCAGUGCCGCCUCAAGGGACCGGUGCAUCCAAUCUGUGUCAUCCAUGCCUCAUCCUCACCUGCAGUGCCAUCACCAUAUCUUCAUUCCUCCUCUGUUUUGCUUCUACGCCCAUCCCUGCCUCUGCUGGUCGCGGCCAUGCCAGGGCUCUCAGUGCCGCCUCAAGGGACCGGUGCAUCCAAUCUGUGUCAUCCAUGCCUCAUCCUCACCUGCAGUGCCAUCACCAUAUCUUCAUUCCUCCUCUGUUUUGCUUCUACGCCCAUCCCUGCCUCUGCUGGUCGCGGCCAUGCCAGGGCUCUCAGUGCCGCCUCAAGGGACCGGUGCAUCCAAUCUGUGUCAUCCAUGCCUCAUCCUCACCUGCAGUGCCAUCACCAUAUCUUCAUUCCUCCUCUGUUUUGCUUCUACGCCCAUCCCUGCCUCUGCUGGUCGCGGCCAUGCCAGGGCUCUCAGUGCCGCCUCAAGGGACCGGUGCAUCCAAUCUGUGUCAUCCAUGCCUCAUCCUCACCUGCAGUGCCAUCACCAUAUCUUCAUUCCUCCUCUGUUUUGCUUCUACGCCCAUCCCUGCCUCUGCUGGUCGCGGCCAUGCCAGGGCUCUCAGUGCCGCCUCAAGGGACCGGUGCAUCCAAUCUGUGUCAUCCAUGCCUCAUCCUCACCUGCAGUGCCAUCACCAUAUCUUCAUUCCUCCUCUGUUUUGCUUCUACGCCCAUCCCUGCCUCUGCUGGUCGCGGCCAUGCCAGGGCUCUCAGUGCCGCCUCAAGGGACCGGUGCAUCCAAUCUGUGUCAUCCAUGCCUCAUCCUCACCUGCAGUGCCAUCACCAUAUCUUCAUUCCUCCUCUGUUUUGCUUCUACGCCCAUCCCUGCCUCUGCUGGUCGCGGCCAUGCCAGGGCUCUCAGUGCCGCCUCAAGGGACCGGUGCAUCCAAUCUGUGUCAUCCAUGCCUCAUCCUCACCUGCAGUGCCAUCACCAUAUCUUCAUUCCUCCUCUGUUUUGCUUCUACGCCCAUCCCUGCCUCUGCUGGUCGCGGCCAUGCCAGGGCUCUCAGUGCCGCCUCAAGGGACCGGUGCAUCCAAUCUGUGUCAUCCAUGCCUCAUCCUCACCUGCAGUGCCAUCACCAUAUCUUCAUUCCUCCUCUGUUUUGCUUCUACGCCCAUCCCUGCCUCUGCUGGUCGCGGCCAUGCCAGGGCUCUCAGUGCCGCCUCAAGGGACCGGUGCAUCCAAUCUGUGUCAUCCAUGCCUCAUCCUCACCUGCAGUGCCAUCACCAUAUCUUCAUUCCUCCUCUGUUUUGCUUCUACGCCCAUCCCUGCCUCUGCUGGUCGCGGCCAUGCCAGGGCUCUCAGUGCCGCCUCAAGGGACCGGUGCAUCCAAUCUGUGUCAUCCAUGCCUCAUCCUCACCUGCAGUGCCAUCACCAUAUCUUCAUUCCUCCUCUGUUUUGCUUCUACGCCCAUCCCUGCCUCUGCUGGUCGCGGCCAUGCCAGGGCUCUCAGUGCCGCCUCAAGGGACCGGUGCAUCCAAUCUGUGUCAUCCAUGCCUCAUCCUCACCUGCAGUGCCAUCACCAUAUCUUCAUUCCUCCUCUGUUUUGCUUCUACGCCCAUCCCUGCCUCUGCUGGUCGCGGCCAUGCCAGGGCUCUCAGUGCCGCCUCAAGGGACCGGUGCAUCCAAUCUGUGUCAUCCAUGCCUCAUCCUCACCUGCAGUGCCAUCACCAUAUCUUCAUUCCUCCUCUGUUUUGCUUCUACGCCCAUCCCUGCCUCUGCUGGUCGCGGCCAUGCCAGGGCUCUCAGUGCCGCCUCAAGGGACCGGUGCAUCCAAUCUGUGUCAUCCAUGCCUCAUCCUCACCUGCAGUGCCAUCACCAUAUCUUCAUUCCUCCUCUGUUUUGCUUCUACGCCCAUCCCUGCCUCUGCUGGUCGCGGCCAUGCCAGGGCUCUCAGUGCCGCCUCAAGGGACCGGUGCAUCCAAUCUGUGUCAUCCAUGCCUCAUCCUCACCUGCAGUGCCAUCACCAUAUCUUCAUUCCUCCUCUGUUUUGCUUCUACGCCCAUCCCUGCCUCUGCUGGUCGCGGCCAUGCCAGGGCUCUCAGUGCCGCCUCAAGGGACCGGUGCAUCCAAUCUGUGUCAUCCAUGCCUCAUCCUCACCUGCAGUGCCAUCACCAUAUCUUCAUUCCUCCUCUGUUUUGCUUCUACGCCCAUCCCUGCCUCUGCUGGUCGCGGCCAUGCCAGGGCUCUCAGUGCCGCCUCAAGGGACCGGUGCAUCCAAUCUGUGUCAUCCAUGCCUCAUCCUCACCUGCAGUGCCAUCACCAUAUCUUCAUUCCUCCUCUGUUUUGCUUCUACGCCCAUCCCUGCCUCUGCUGGUCGCGGCCAUGCCAGGGCUCUCAGUGCCGCCUCAAGGGACCGGUGCAUCCAAUCUGUGUCAUCCAUGCCUCAUCCUCACCUGCAGUGCCAUCACCAUAUCUUCAUUCCUCCUCUGUUUUGCUUCUACGCCCAUCCCUGCCUCUGCUGGUCGCGGCCAUGCCAGGGCUCUCAGUGCCGCCUCAAGGGACCGGUGCAUCCAAUCUGUGUCAUCCAUGCCUCAUCCUCACCUGCAGUGCCAUCACCAUAUCUUCAUUCCUCCUCUGUUUUGCUUCUACGCCCAUCCCUGCCUCUGCUGGUCGCGGCCAUGCCAGGGCUCUCAGUGCCGCCUCAAGGGACCGGUGCAUCCAAUCUGUGUCAUCCAUGCCUCAUCCUCACCUGCAGUGCCAUCACCAUAUCUUCAUUCCUCCUCUGUUUUGCUUCUACGCCCAUCCCUGCCUCUGCUGGUCGCGGCCAUGCCAGGGCUCUCAGUGCCGCCUCAAGGGACCGGUGCAUCCAAUCUGUGUCAUCCAUGCCUCAUCCUCACCUGCAGUCCCAUCACCAUAUCUUCAUUCCUCCUCUGUUUUGCUUCUACGCCCAUCCCUGCCUCUGCUGGUCGCGGCCAUGCCAGGGCUCUCAGUGCCGCCUCAAGGGACCGGUGCAUCCAAUCUGUGUCAUCCAUGCCUCAUCCUCACCUGCAGUGCCAUCACCAUAUCUUCAUUCCUCCUCUGUUUUGCUUCUACGCCCAUCCCUGCCUCUGCUGGUCGCGGCCAUGCCAGGGCUCUCAGUGCCGCCUCAAGGGACCGGUGCAUCCAAUCUGUGUCAUCCAUGCCUCAUCCUCACCUGCAGUGCCAUCACCAUAUCUUCAUUCCUCCUCUGUUUUGCUUCUACGCCCAUCCCUGCCUCUGCUGGUCGCGGCCAUGCCAGGGCUCUCAGUGCCGCCUCAAGGGACCGGUGCAUCCAAUCUGUGUCAUCCAUGCCUCAUCCUCACCUGCAGUGCCAUCACCAUAUCUUCAUUCCUCCUCUGUUUUGCUUCUACGCCCAUCCCUGCCUCUGCUGGUCGCGGCCAUGCCAGGGCUCUCAGUGCCGCCUCAAGGGACCGGUGCAUCCAAUCUGUGUCAUCCAUGCCUCAUCCUCACCUGCAGUGCCAUCACCAUAUCUUCAUUCCUCCUCUGUUUUGCUUCUACGCCCAUCCCUGCCCAUAAAAGCCGCGGAAUCGCGACAUUCCGGGCGGCACACACGCGUGGAAGAGAGGAGGGUUGGGAAAGAGGGAAUCCGGGGGGGACUGAAAGGGAAGGUGGGGAGAGCGGGGAGGGUGGGGAGGAGAGAGGGGGAAGGAAGAGAAAGGGAGAAGGUGAGAAGUUAA